Messenger RNA from Patella vulgata (common limpet), 3916 nucleotides. Its product is annotated as angiotensin-converting enzyme. The record is from RefSeq and is a predicted model, not a curated record. Gene Ontology annotation, biological process: proteolysis. Bases 150 to 2057 code for a protein of 635 amino acids. NCBI's taxonomy places the organism in Eukaryota, Metazoa, Mollusca, Gastropoda, Patellidae. The transcript has 13 exons. Gene Ontology annotation, cellular component: plasma membrane. Gene Ontology annotation, molecular function: peptidyl-dipeptidase activity; metallopeptidase activity.
AUGAUUAGCUGUUAACUGUGGUCCAUGAUUAGCUGUUAGCUGUGUUCCAUGAUUAGCUGUUAGCUGUGUUCCAUGAUUAGGUGUUAACUGUGGUCCAUGAUUAGGUGUUAACUGUGGUCCAUGAUUAGGUCCAACAGUAACCAAACAAGAUGGAGAUGAAGUGCGUGCUGGUGUUCGUGUUGUUAACGACGACGUCAAUAUUAUGUGAUUUAAUUACUGAUGAAGAAGCAGCGAGACAAUUUUUUGAAGAUGUCAAUACCAAAUCAGAAGAAGUUAACUUCCGGUAUGUUUCGGCAGCAUGGACAUAUAAUACAAACAUUACCCAGGAAAAUCAAGAAGCAAUGGUAGCAGAAAGUUUAAGGUUAGCAGAGUUCGACCAGGAAGUAGCCCAUAAUGCAUCUCAAUUUUACUGGUCGAAUUUUACCGAUACCAAUCUAAGACGCAUAUUCUCCCGACUGGUGGAUAUCGGCACAGCAGCCAUGCCAGAUACAGCAAAAUUAGAAAGGUUAAAUCAGAUCCAAUCCGAGAUGAGGACUAUUUACAGCACAGGUCAAGUAUGUUUAUCAGAAUCAGAAUGUCUUCCUCUAGAUCCUGAUCUAACUCGACUAUUUGCUGAGUCCCGGGAUUAUGAUAGACUAUUAGCAGCGUGGCAGGGAUGGCGAGAUGUCAGCGGCAAGAAGAUGAAGGAUCUAUAUGAAGAAUUCGUUGCCCUUAGUAACGAGGCCAUUGUAGCUAAUGGAUAUGAAGAUACGGGAGCUUACUGGCGUUCUUGGUAUGACACGCCCACUUUCGAAGAAGAUCUCGUGGAUUUAUUUGAAACGUUGAAACCAUUAUAUGUCAAUCUACAUGCAUAUACGAGAAAUAAACUUAAAGAAUUUUAUGGUGCUGAUAAAUUCCCUUCUACUGGUCAAAUACCCGCACAUCUACUAGGUAAUAUGUGGGCACAGACAUGGAAUAAUCUUUAUGAUGUUUUGGAACCCUAUAAAAAUAAAGAUAGUAUUGACGUAACACCGGAAAUGAUACGCCAGAAUUUUACAGCUGUGAAAAUGUUUGAAGUUUCUGAUGAGUUCUUCGAAUCUCUUGGAAUGAUUAAAAUGCCUGACCGCUUCUGGAAUUAUUCUAUGUUAAGUAAACCGGAGGAUCGAGAUGUUGUCUGCCAUGCUUCCGCCUGGGAUUUCUACAAUAGACAAGACUUUAGGGUGAAACAAUGUACAGAGAUUAAUAUGGAAGACUUGAUAACAGUGCAUCAUGAAAUGGGCCAUAUUGAAUAUUACCUACAAUAUAAAGAUCAACCAGUCGUUUUCAGAGGGGGAGCUAAUCCUGGAUUCCAUGAAGCAGUUGGUGACGUCAUAUCUCUAUCUGUACAGACACCGAAACAUCUCGAGAAGAUUGAUUUAAUUCAAAAUGUUACUAACGAUAAUGAGGCGGAUAUUAACUUUUUAAUGAGGAUGGCUCUACAAAAGAUCGCCUUCUUACCAUUCGGUUAUUUAAUAGACCAAUGGAGAUGGAGUGUUUUUAGUGGAGAAACACCGAAAGAUAAAUAUAAUGAAAAAUGGUGGGAUCUUAGAUGUAAAUACCAGGGUGUAUCACCACCAGUUACCAGAACAGAAGAAGAUUUCGAUCCUGCAUCUAAAUUUCACAUUCCUAACAACACACCGUAUAUCAGGUAUUUUGUAAGUUUUGUGAUACAGUUUCAGUUCCAUAAAGCCCUGUGUAAUGCUGCUAGUCAAACUGGUCCAUUACAUCAGUGUGAUAUUUAUCAGAAUCAACAAGCUGGACAGUUACUCAGUGAAAUGUUGAAGCUAGGUUCAUCGCUGCCAUGGCCGGAAGCUAUGGUGAUGGUUUCAGGCGAAGAUAAAAUGAACGCUACUGCGUUAAUGGAAUAUUUCCAACCUUUAACAGAUUGGCUUCAAGAACAAAAUGGCGAUGAUAUUGGUUGGGAGGAUGCUUGUCCGGCAGCUGAUACCAAAGAUCCGUCAAGUUCUAAUAUGAAUUUCAUAUCCCUACCUUUAAUCAUGGCCGCUGUGUUGUAUUCGUUACUUAAAAUACGAAACUAAAAUAUAGAUUCUGUCCAUCCUUGCGUAUUCGUCAUCGUCCAUGAACAUUUAAAAACGAGAAAAUGAAGUUGAAAAUUUGAAUAUACCGAAACCCAAAGCCGCCAUAUUGCUUUAUGAUUUCAAUUUACAGAUAUAAUGAAAUCGGGUCUAACCAGUUUCGUCCCCCUGUGAAAAAAUUUUUGACCAUGAAAAAUAGAUAUUAUACAUUGUCCGUCAAUUUUACUGCACCCCUGAGAACACUUCCCGCCCUCCCCCCCCCCCCCCUCGUUGCUCUGAGCUACUUAUGGCCCUGUAUCUAGCGUCCUAAUAUUCUGCAUAUUAGGCUAGAGGAAAUGGUUUAUACUAGGAAUUUGUAGAAAGUGUAAAAAAUUUUAUAACGUUUUAUAUCAUUAUUGUCGAAGGUUUACUGAUUUUAUUUUUUUUUUAUUAUUAAAGAAUAACUUUCGUGAAUGAACGCAAUAUUGUUUUAAGUAUGCAUGCAUAGUAAAUGCACAUAUAAGAUUCAAAAAAGUGGGAUACACAUUACACACACAUACCGUAGGAACACACGUGUGUAGGUCAGAUCUAUUUGUUAAAGUUGCAAUUUCAUAUUUUUACGUUAUAUUUUUAAAAUUUAUUAAAAUAAAGCCCUAAAAUAGAUGGUAUCUAUAAACAAUCCUACCUUGUUAAAGAAUAAUCCUAUUAAUCCUAUAAUUCACUAUUGCCAGUUGAGAAAUUGGCAAAAAUAUCAUUUUCAUCUUCAAAUUCAAACGUUUGCAGAAAACUACUCCAUGGUGGAGAAUAGAAAACAAGGGGGGUAAUUGGGAGGUAAUUGUGUUAUUAUUUCCGGUGUAAAUGAGUUUUAAGUGUGAGAAUGACACCUAUGAUCGUAUAAUAGUGAGUUGACAACCUAUUGAGCAAAAGUCAUAGAAAUAAUUAUGUUUUGACUUUCUUAGAAAAUAUGAAAUUGUAACUUUAAGGCAAACUCAAUUUUCGCCAUAGUCGUUGAGAUUUAAAUACGGUUAGGACACGUGAUUAUUGGUGAGAUUGUAGGUUAGGGUUAGAGUCGACGUUAGGACUAGGUCCAGGGUUAGGGUUGGAAUUAGCGUUAGCCUUGUUUACAUCUAAUGACGUGUGACUAAACUUGAAAUUGGCCUUAUCAAAUAGACUUAGCUGGUGUUUAGGGCCUUAUAGUGCUCCUGUCUUGGAACUAGCUGGUAUCAAGAUUUUUUUCAGUGGCAUAAAAUACCUUGACAUACACAUUAUGUUUUUAUUUAACCUCCAUUAUGCAAGAGCUAAAUCUGCCUAUUACAGGUCUUUAUUUAGGCCUGAAAUGUUGUCUAAAUAAUUAAUUAGACAUUAAUUAACUUAUCCAGACCAUAAUCAACUCUCGAUGUCAUCGCUAGCCUGCGAUUUUUAUUGGAUUAGGUUCCGAUUUGCUGUUCGACUUCCAUUCAUAAUUUAACCAUGAAAUGAAUAAUCGAGACUAUGUUUUUUAUGGUUACGAAUUUAGUAAUGAUGUUGAUCUGAUCGAGGCUAGGCCUAAAAUUUAAUCGCAAAAUUCUCGGUUCACAGUGGAUCAAUUUUCAGCAAAUUCCCUUUAGAUUAUCUAGUUUUUAACAAUUAUAGUGAGAACUGCAAGCUCUUUGUUUAAUCUCCAAUAAUGUAUCUUUAAUGAUACACAUAUCAAUAAUUGUGGCUGGGUUAGGGUGAAGGAUAUCAUAAGUAAAUUGAUUCUAAAUGUUUGAUCAUAUGUUUUAUGGUUUGAAUUUGAUAAAACUUUCAAUGCUAUGCUGUUUUACGUUUCAAAAUAAUAUUUGCGUAUACAGUAUGGUUUUAUUUAUUAAAAUUUAAUUCACGGAGAUAAAUUGUAAUUAUUU